AUGCUACUGAUGCACCACUUAAUGAUGAAUUUGCUCACUGUUUUCAGACUCGAAGAUCUGGUCCUGUCCAAAGUACCAUCGAAAACACUUCAGUCCAAUUUUAUUGCAAAUGUCUACAAGGAAUCGGAACCAACAAUGCAAAGUGGUGUUAGCCAGACGUUUGCCACUGACCAAGACGUCUUUAAGCCUCUGGUGCUGCGCUCGUUCACAACUCUAGACGACCUUGAAGUUGUCAAUCAAGAACAGGCAGCGAGGCCCUCCUUUUCUACGCUUUCUACGUUGAAUCUCGAGGUGAAAACAAGGCCAAGUGGCGGUCUGUUUGGUCUACAUCUCACUCCGCUCAGUUUGGGGCAGCUAAGACUCACCUUGUUUCUCAUUGACUGCUAUCUGAUCGUAACGAGGUUCUACAACACCUAUGUCAUUUUGAGAGAAAUUUUGGUUGGUAGGAGGCUGGUUGUAGACGCAGCCUCUUAUCUCAGCAUUUUAGCCAGCCUGCCGCCUGAGAAGCAAGAAAAUGGGGAGGUCAAACAGGAAGAGUCCAAGUCGAUGCGAUAUAAUGUGUUCCAGGAGGAAACGCAUUACCAGUGUGGGCACUCCCCUGCAGUUAAACCUCAUAUUGUGAGUUGCGCUCCAUUUAUGCAUUCGAACAAACACCUUGAAAUGAUCCUGAAAUUCAGCAGCUGA
Hydatigera taeniaeformis is the source of this 684-nucleotide messenger RNA. NCBI's taxonomy places the organism in Eukaryota, Metazoa, Platyhelminthes, Cestoda, Cyclophyllidea, Taeniidae. The record is from the annotation of a GenBank genome assembly.